AUGGCCUUAGAUCCAAUAUCGAUGCCAUGUCAAAAAGACUUGACAGCUUGGGAAAACCCCUUGUGGCAAGGCACCUUCGAUACGAUGGUCCCCAGUGAUAAAGUCCAGACACUACGCUCGACGAUAAAUGAGCUUCGAUGGAACACGAAAAUGGGAUUGACCUCGUUUGGAGAAGUACCAAUAUUGUAUUCUUACAAUCAUAGUGCAUCCGAUUACAGCCAAGCAUCACCAACACCUCCAACCUUGAAAUCAGAGCUGGCUUUAGUGCCUACACGCUCAUUGUCAGGAACUACUAUCGCUCCGUCCAUACGAUCCUCUUCGAGAGCAACUAUCGAAUGGGCUGAUAAUCCAAUUUCUUUCAAGGAACCGCAGUAUUCUGUCGAUCUGCCAGAUGAACAUCCACUUCUGAGCGAUAAUGCGGUUACUCAAGAUAUCAAUCAUCGAGUGAACGAUGAUGCUGAACAGCAGCAAAAGCAUCGUCAGAGUAAUGAAGAUAGUGAGAGUGUAUAUGAUAGUUUAUCCCAUAGGAUAAGGACAAAUUUUGACGAAUAUGUGAACGAACCUUUGUCGCCUUUAUCAACUUCACCUUCACCUUCGAUGAUUCUCACUUUACCAGAUGUUAUUGAAACCGAGUUCAGAGAACAAAAGGAUGAACAGUCAAAGAUAAGCACGAGGAAACGUAGUCACUCCCGUUCAGUCUGUAUCAAGAAAAGGGGUCAGGAGAAUAUCGAACUUCCAGGGAUAAAUGAGGGGUUUUGGCAAUUGCCCACAAGCUCCAUCACCAACACUUUCCAAAAGAAUCCCCAAGCGUCUUCCGAGGAUCGUCCAAACGAUUUGAUAGCCCAGAUGGUGAACUGUGGAUUAUCACAGGAUGAAAGGCGAUGCAUAUCCCUCUUGACAGGAUCCAGACUUCGUUCUCAUUCUUCUGCCAAUAGGACAGAUGCAUCUGAAUGCUGGAAACAUAACGGAAGAGACGUCAUACCUCAAGACGAUAUAAUGGGACAAUUGGCCAAGUCAGUAUUCGAUACAUCGAUGGAAUAUCGUGAGAACAUGCGAAGGUCGGUAGAUUCCUGUACAAGGAUGUUCAACCAAUGUUGUACAGCACAAGGGUCCGAAAUGUAUAAUCGACUGAAAGACUUUAAAGAGAAAGUUAGUAUGUACGAUACGAUGGAUAAUCAAUCUUUUCAUGGAGAGGUCAACUCACGGAGCAAGGCUUUUGAAGAUAGCGAACGUCCUUCGUAUGAUAACGUGGUGAAAGAUCGAUUUGUUGAUGGAGGAGGAUUUGAUCUAAUUGAUUCGAAUUAUAUAACCGUCAUUCACAAUCCUCAAGAAUACACGCCUUCGACGUCGACAUCCAUUUCCAGUCAAUCUAUCGAUAAUGACAACGUAAUCGCGUUGAACCUACGGAAGCGGUAG
Molecule: messenger RNA, 1416 nt
Organism: Kwoniella botswanensis
Lineage: Eukaryota; Fungi; Basidiomycota; Tremellomycetes; Tremellales; Cryptococcaceae
Exons: 6
Coding region: 1-1416 (471 amino acids)
Source: RefSeq, a predicted model, not a curated record